Messenger RNA from Patella vulgata (common limpet), 2292 nucleotides. RefSeq names its product procollagen galactosyltransferase 1-A. The record is from RefSeq and is a predicted model, not a curated record. Bases 934 to 2064 code for a protein of 376 amino acids. Gene Ontology annotation, molecular function: procollagen galactosyltransferase activity. Lineage: Eukaryota; Metazoa; Mollusca; Gastropoda; Patellidae. The transcript has 9 exons.
ACUAGAUGGUGUGCAGGCGAAGAGAGAAGAACGACAAGUAAACGUAGAACUAGAAGACAGUACAAGUGUACCACAGAUAACUUUUUACUUGCCAAUAAUAUUACAUUCAGAUUCGGAUAUUAUUAUAAUAGGUGAUCUUUUUAAUUGGGCAUAGUAGAAUAUCGACGCAAACAAUGUUUUGUCACAUUAUCUCUUCCCAUGUUGUAUUAUAAAAUUAAGGAAAUAAAAUAAAUUUGUAAACUAUGUUCAAAUUGUUUUUAAAUUGUGCCAUGCUUUUAUCAUACGAAAUAAUAAAUCAUUUGAGUCUAUUUUAACCAUUUUUUUUAACAUGUUUGUUAAAAUUUCAGAGAGUCUUUCACAACAGAACAUACGGUGUCUGCUUAGAACGCCUGGUUCCCUCUGUGUGUGAAAUUCUGAACGAACGGUGUUCAAAAUAUGAUCACCGAACACCUUUUAGUGUUCAUUAUCUGUUUCAUGCAGUUGAACACCUUAUUGUAUUCUAAAAAGAACACGUUUUACGCGUCCGAUGUGUUGAAAGACCAAGGGGGAAAAGUUGAACGUAUAGUGUUCUAAAAACAGAACACAUUUUACGCGUCACAAGUGUUCUAAAAUCCAGAGGGAAACCCAUUUAAAACUGAACACAUACUGUUCUGAAAGUAAACACAUAGUGUUCUGAUAGAAGAAAGACGCGUAAGAGUGUUCAAAAUCUGUUUCAAAAUAGUGUUCUAAAAUGGCGUAUUUGGUGUUCUAAAAGUGGACGCUGGGUUUACAGUGCAGGAGACGUUGUUUCAUUUCCAAAUUAAUGAAAUUAAAAGUUUUCUUUCACAAUAUCGAGUGACAAAGCUGCGAGCUUAGGCAAAUGUAUCAAAUCUUAAGAGAUGUGUAACAUUUUAAUUUCAGGGUUAUUAUGUAAGAACAGAAGAAUAUUUGAAAAUGGUUGACUGGGAAAUUCGUGGAUGUUUCCCUGUUCCCAUACUACACUCAGCUCUUUUAAUAGAUAUACGGCGUAGUAUUACUCAAGAUAUAGCGUACACCCCUCCAUUGCCUGGAUAUGACGGACCAUAUAAUGAUAUUAUAAUAUUUGCACAUUCUGUAAAGGCCGCAGCAAUAUCAAUGUUUAUUCUAAAUACAAGAUAUUUUGGUAAAGUAAUGGUGCAAUUAGAUAGUCAAUAUUCUUUAGGGGAAGAAAUUGAGCAGUUUGCUUACCUUAGAAUUGAAACAAUGGUGGAAGGGCCGCCAUUAUAUAGAUCUAAACAUGUAUAUGUACCUCCUAUACCUCAGAGUAAAUUAGGUUUUGAUGAGAUUUAUAUCCUACAUUUACUACGUCGACCCGAGAGAAAAACAAUAAUGAGAAACACUUUAUAUGGUCUUGGAAUAGAUUUCAUCUUUUUUGAUGCUUCUGAUGAAAAAAACUUGAAUGAUACGUAUCUGGAUAGUCUUGGUAUUAAGAUGCUACCUGGAUAUAGGGAUCCUUACCAUGGAAGGGUUUUAACAAUGGGAGAAAUUGGUUGUUUUCUUAGUCAUUACAGAAUCUGGGAAGAGAUUGUGUCGAAAAAUUAUGAAAAAAGUAUAAUAUUUGAAGAUGAUGUUCGAUUGGAAUUGUUUUAUAAACGUAAACUAGCAAAACUGAUGAAAGAAGUGGAGGAGUUUGUACCUAAUUGGGAUCUGCUAUACCUGGGUAGGACCGAAUUAGAUCCUGACAGUGAAGUUAAGGUAAAAGGCAGUUCAACAUUAAUCUGGCCGAGUUAUUCAUACGGGUCAUUUGGUUAUAUUCUGUCGAGGAGAGGAGCUGAUAAAUUAUUAUCACACAAACCUUUACAUCGAAUGGUGCCAGUUGAUGAAUAUCUUCCAAUACUAUUUAAUAAACACCCAAAAGAAGAAUGGAAUAUAUAUUUUAACCCAAGGAAUCUAGUUGCGGUUUCUGCUGACCCUCUAUUACUUGAACCAAGAACUUUUAUGGAUGAAAACAAUUAUAACUCAGACACAGAAGACUCCCCAGUCAUUGAAACCGAUGACAAUGAUACAGAUAAUGAAGAUUCAGAAGUUGAUAAUACUGAAAGUUAACAUUUGAUUUUCUGUCAACAUUACAUGGACAUUGCUAUACAUUCUUACUUCCUGUAUGUAUGAGCCAAGUUGAAAAUUAAAGUGUUUCUAUAAAAAAAAUAAUUCAUUCGAAAUCACCCAAUUUUAUCAAAAUUCUGAAAAUUUAUUAUUCGGACCAGAAGACAGAAACAAUUCUGAAGAAAUUGUUGUUUUGUAGUACAUAACUUCCUCGACAUCUCCCAAAGAAUU